This is a messenger RNA of Cydia amplana, 1128 nucleotides long. RefSeq lists its product as uncharacterized. The coding region runs from base 1 to 957 and encodes 318 amino acids. The record is from RefSeq and is a predicted model, not a curated record. Lineage: Eukaryota; Metazoa; Arthropoda; Insecta; Lepidoptera; Tortricidae. The transcript is spliced from 3 exons.
AUGUCUGGAAAGGUCCUAUGGCGAUGUUCCGGCAUCCUUAGAGGAUGCAAAGCUAACAUUAUCAGCAAAAACGAAAAUCCUUCGGAAGGAUUAGAGGCAUGCAAAGGACACCAUAAUCACGAGAGACCGCAGUACCAUCAAAUGGUGGAUGGAACUUGGAUCAAGGUGUUUUACAAGACAUCAGCUAGAGGGAAACGUCAGCUGGUGGUGAACGGCUUCGCCUUCAUCUGCCGGACGUACUGCGUCAACCACAUCAAGAAGAUUUGGAAGUGCGCCUCCCACUCGGACUGCACCGCCAAAGUCCACACUAUCCAAGACCAAAUCUUUAUUGUUCCAGGAGAUGCAGGUUUAAAUUUAAUAAUAAGUGAUAUAACCUCUGGUGUCACACAAGACAAUUCUGAUGACGAUGUAAUUGAAGUAGUAAGAGAUGAAGCCCCCAUUGAAAUAUUAUCCGAUGGAGAAGAAUAUGAAUUAAUUAAAAAGAAGCAUAACGAACAAUUUGCAGUAACAGAAAAUUUCCAAUUUUCAUCGCUUGUUAUUAAUGAAACAAAAGAGGAUUCUUACCUCGAAAAAAUGGACACAAGUGAACCGGUCGAUCCUUUAAAAAGUUUUGAGGAGAGCGACAUUUUGAAUCAAAAUCCUGUUGAGCCUGCAGCUCCAUUGAUUCAUGCUGUUACAGUACCUGUAAUAGCACAUUCCUCGACUGUCGACAUUCCAAAAGAACCCAUAAAAUCAGAUAUUGAAAGUAAAGCUGCAAAAAUAAGCAUUACUGAUAAAAAAGAAUUAAAUCAAAGUGACCAAACAAAAAAGGAUGAUUCAUCAAAACCAGAUAAAGUUGAUACGGUGGAAUUCCCUAAACCAGACGAAAAGAAAGUACAAACACCUCUUCCAGACAAACCUGAAAAUGUUCCCAAUGAUCAAGUGCCUAAUAAAAGUACUACAAACAAAGUUGGCUAAAGUUGUACUAUUUAAAGAUACUCAAAUUUUACUACUUUAUGAACACAUUGUAUUAAAAUAUUAAAUAUUCGAUUUUUGUAAGCUUUAGAAUAACAAUUAUUAACAUUUGAAUGUGCUAGAAGUUAUGCGUACCUAUUUUAGUUAAUUUGUGUGUAUUUAGUCUCAUUAAAU